CCUCGCAACUAAGUAUCGACUGCUCUAUCCAGCAAUUACCUACCAGGUACCCUUGUGCCUGAGCCUGAGCUUAAGCUUGAGAGCCUGACCCUGAUAUGAAUCACACGGUUACUUAAUACCACUACCAAUAUCAAUCACUCCCGUUUCAACAACAUAAACAGCAAUUAUCACUUCAACAACAACGUUAGGUAGUACUAUGAGUAGGACAAUGACUACAGUUGCUCUCCCCAGGCCAAUUCCACCACAUCGUUCUUCUUCUGGCAUCGUCACUUUAUCUUCUCCAAUAUCUCUCGAAACGAUCAAUACCCAACAAGUAUCCAGCGCCGCGCCCGUGCCCAUUCCAAACAAACAUAUUCCAAUUUGCCCUACCGGCCCAGCACAUCCACACGUCCGUGAACCAAAUACUCCUCCACCUUCUCCGGGCCGUGAGGAUGAACGUCGACAUCGAUCAUCGCUUCUCCACCCUCCAGAUAAGUUCGACCAUCUGGAGGCGGGGUCGCUCGCUUUAUAUAAGAUCCAUCCUGCAGACGUAGCAGCCUCUUUAGACCAUCUUUCUAAACAACCUCUACCAGAACCCUCACAAGUAUUUCCCUGGUUCCAUGGGUUGCAUCCUUGUAACCAGAUUCAACAAACUUUUUUCUCGACAAGGAGCAAACCUAUGCGGCAGAUACCAAGUUGUUUACGUGGUAUCACAGUUGUCAAGGCCGAUGGUGAUCUAUCAACUUCACGUCUCAAGGGAGCUAUUGCCCCUAGUGAAUUUAUGAACCCUUGUGCCGACGGCGAAUUUAUCGAGGUUGAUCCAAGACAAGGAUUCUCCGUCCGGAACUUUCAGAUCCAAGCCGCUAAAACAGCUAUAACCUCCGAUAUUAUCGUAUAUGGCGAAGACGUCGGAUUGGUCCGCAAAUUGGGAUGGGAAAUCGCGUCAGCACAAUCCAAGUGGCGUAGGAAGCACGAAUCCCUCCCAAAAUACAAUACAUUCAUCUGUGUUAGUCCGUUUAGAGACUUUGAGAAAAGGCAUAGCGAAAUUGUCUCGAUCGAUUCAGAGGGCCGCUUGACAGGUGCCGUGGUGGAUUUUUUCCACCAGGAGCGACUAGAAAUGUAUACAAUGACAAAAGCAACCGAGGUUUCACAUAAUGUGUGGAUGGGUCCAACUCCUGAGCCUGAGGGCGAAGAGCAGCAGCAGUUCGAUGUUUUAAUCGAGUGUAGUGAUCUCGGUCGACUGAACCCUGCUGCUCUGCAGGUAAUUGCUGAAGGCCCUAAUGACGAUACGAGACACACUUACCUCGACUUCCCCUCAUCUGGGAGUAUCCUUCCGCCGACGUGGUCCCAUGCCGAAGCUGAUGGUAUCCUGGAAACCUGCAAGUGGCUUUGGCACCUCUCGCACGGAACCUUACCCUCAAAGUCGGAUACCGACGUAGAUGGCGACUCUAAUAUGUCAGAUACAUCCGAAGCCACCGAAGUUGAGACGAACCGGCCGCGGAAGAUUCUGAUACAUUGUGCUGAUGGGUAUACCGAGUCAACUAUGCUUGGUAUCGCGUACUUCAGCUAUAGCACCGGCCGACCAGUUCCUCAGGCCUGGCUGGAGUUGCAUACGAUGAUGAAACGAAACUUCUUCGCAUACCCAACCGACGUGUCUUUAUUAACUUCAAUCGCGCCUCGUCUACUCCACGAAUCACCCGUCUGCGCAGAUAAGAGCCUCUUAGAAAUCACAAACCUCGUGAAACACGAGCCUAAGUGGAUCGCUUCUCUCGACGGUUCAUUUCCAAGCCGCAUUCUCGAUUAUAUGUACCUGGGUAAUCUGGGCCAUGCCAAUAACCCGGAUCUGUUGAGAGCGAUGGGGAUCAAACAGAUCCUCAGCGUAGGAGAGACAGCCAUGUGGCGAGACGGCGAGCUAGAAGAGUGGGGAGAGGAUAACGUGCUUGCAGUCGAGAAGGUUCAGGAUAAUGGUAUCGAUCCGUUGACUAAAGAAUUUGAGAAGUGUUUGGAAUUUAUCGACCGUGGCCGCCGGAACGGCACAGCGACGCUAGUCCAUUGCCGAGUAGGCGUGUCGCGCAGCGCGACCAUCUGCAUCGCGGAAGUGAUGCGCACCAUGAACCUCUCGUUCCCGCGAGCGUAUUGCUUCGUGAGAGCGAGGCGGCUCAACGUGAUCAUCCAGCCCCAUCUGAGGUUUGCAUACGAGCUCCUCAAGUGGGAGGAGAUGCUCCAAGUUCGGCGGCACCGGGCUGAGAAUGCCUAUGAUGCCCGACAUCCCGUCCGGAGAGAACUGGAAUGGGGGGAGAUCGCGAGAGAGAUUGCGCUUAUGAAUCGGCCUUAUGCGAGAUAAUUUACUCGUUAAGGAGAGGUUUUGCUUAUUGGCUUACCAGCUUAUUCAGCAUCUCGUCUAGUGAUCCGAGUGGCACAGCUAACAACCGUCCUUGUCGGGGAUUGAAUUGCUGUGCUUAGUCUAAAGCGGGAUUUGGAUUCGGCGCCGGACACAAUUCUUACUACGACAGGUCGUAACUUGUAACGACGACAAACAGUGGGAAAUGUCGGGGAAAGGCGAUGCUCAUCACCCUUUCUCGCGCACAUCUAUCUUGCUAGAUUCUUUAGCAUGUGGUACAUGCCUUCAUUGUUUUAAUUUACAACUACCGAUAUUUUUGGGCUACAUAUCACCUCGGAGUUGACGGGAUCGGUGGAUGAAGAGGAGCGUUCACAUAUCUUCGCCUUUAACGACGGGAUGACAUGACAUCUUUUUUUAUCUUU
Molecule: messenger RNA, 2742 nt
Organism: Annulohypoxylon maeteangense
Lineage: Eukaryota; Fungi; Ascomycota; Sordariomycetes; Xylariales; Hypoxylaceae
Exons: 2
Coding region: 197-2323 (708 amino acids)
Biological process (GO): protein dephosphorylation; nuclear DNA replication
Molecular function (GO): protein tyrosine/serine/threonine phosphatase activity
Source: RefSeq, a predicted model, not a curated record